ACCGGAGUUUUCAGGAAAACCAACCAACACGUCAUUCACUAGAGGUUGUCUGACUAACUUGUCACAAGACUAGUCUCCUCUAUAAGGGCUAUGCGAGGCAGAUUUGUGUACAUUCAACACUGAUAAUCAUUAGAAUACUGGGUACUUCGUCAAACAACUAGAUUACAAUUCUCUUUAAAUCAUGGCAACGGAUACCAAAAUGGGUUAUACUUUCGUGAUCAUAGGCAAAGCAGGAAACGGCAAAAGUUCUACUGCUAACAGUAUUGUGGGUAAACGUGUGUUUGAUGCGAACGUUAACAAUACGCCCACAGCUAGCGUGCCUAGACUUGAAAGUUCUGAGUUCCAAGGGAAACAGUUGCAGGUCAUCGAUGGUCUGGACAUUGUCAACUGUUUUAAAACAAGCGACUGCAGGCCUGUAGAGCAGUGUUUUACAUUCACACAAAGUUUCUCAGCCUUUCUGAUAGUGAUCAAGUUCGGUCAGCGGUUUACUGAGGAGGAACGUGUAGUCUUAGAGGCUGCCAGAACAAUAUUUGGACAAGAUGUCUUCAAGAAGUUUGGCGUCUGUGUAUUCACACACGGAGAUGACUUUGAGCAUCAGAUGGAAGACUCAGACGAUGAGAAGUACUCAGCCAUUGAGGACUGGGUGGCCGCCCAACACCAGGGGAUAAAAGAUUUGUAUGAGGAGUGUGGACACAGGGUCGUGUUGUUCAACAACAGAACAAAGGUAGAAAAACAAAAGGUGGACCAGGUGGAAAGACUUCUCCAGCAAGUCAAAAAGUUAAAGUUUAACUACACUCACAAAGAUUACAUAGAAGCCAGUGAAGGUCGUUCUGUUCUUACAGCUAUGAAAAAUCAACCGGAAGUGGAACAGAAAACGCGUCAACGUUUGGAAGAAAUUAGACAAAAACUUAAAGUAGUUAAACCUGACGACGUUUCAACGUUACAAAAAUUCGCCAAAAGUCUAGAGGAACUUAAGAAAUACAUCACUGGAAAUCUCGGUGACAAAUUCCAAGCUGGUGUUAAUCUCAACACGGAGGUUGAUACUUUAGGGAUGGAAAUAAAAUCCAAGAUAAAUCUUGCGGUCAAAUCCAGAGACAAACAAGAACCUCUCCUUGGGGACUGGGAAAUGCUGGAGACUGAAAAGGAGUUUUCAACACCAAAAGGCAGCAACAAAGAUGUUCGGUCCUCAGAACUGGAGUCAAAAAUAAAAACUGUGAUCUCUGAGUAUUGUAAUGGAAUCAUUUCACUCACUGAGACAACACUUUCUUCACUAAAUGCGCUUCUGUCUCAAAUCAAAAGACAGGGGGUAGAUGAACAAAUAAUUGAGGAUUUGAAAAAUAAAAUUAAAGAAAUAGCUGAGCAGGCAGCCCCUGGCCGUUUACUAGGUAAAACUGUUGAGGUAAAAUCUUCUGGCCAAAGUAGAGUGGGCAGUGGGCAGGCAAGGUUUGAAAGUUCUAAUCAAAUUUCUGCAAGACACGAAAAUGUUAAAGAACUAGAAUCAAGCAACAAAAAGAUAAGAACAGCUGAGGAGGCUGGGAAAUUAUCAGCCUCGGAAGUAAAGUCCACACCAGCUGUGGACGAUGAGAAAACCAUCGACUUGCUACUGAUCGGCAAAACUGGCAACGGCAAAAGUGCCACAGGUAACUCUAUACUGGGACGUCAGGCCUUCAAGUCUACACCAAGCAUGUCUUCAGUGACCACGGCCAUUGAGAAACAGACGACAACAAUCAACGGACUGACGGUCAAUGUCGUGGACGGGCCAGGCGUCAACGACACGGAGAAGAGCAAACGUGAGAACCUCGAGAUGGUCAUUGACACAGUGGAGCAGGCGCUAGAGCUGACCAGCUACAGCUUCACGGCUCUCCUCAUCGUGCUCAAGUUCGGCUGCCGAUUCACGCAACAGGAGAGCGAUGCCAUCAAAGUGAUCAAGGCCAUCUUUGGCAGGGAGGUCUUCAAGAACUACGGGAUUUGUGUCCUCACUCACGGCGAUGAUUUUGAAAACGAGAUGAUGGAUGCUGAAGACGAUGAGAAAAUGACUUUUGACAGUUGGUGCAGAAAGCAGGGUGGGGAUCUGGCAGAAGUCUUUAAAGAAUGCGACUACGGGUGUGUGUUGUUUAAUAACAGAACAAAGGAUCAAGAUGUCAGAAACACGCAAGUUAACAAACUCAUGUCCCUGGUUAGGCCUGGAAAAAGAUACUCUUUGGAAGAAUUCACGAAUGCUGAAGCAGAAAGACAGAGCAUGCUACUGGAGACUACACUACCAGAACUACAAGAUAAAACGUCCAAGUUUCUCAGUGGCAUUAGAGAGCAAAUGACACAGGCAGAAGGCAGACAAAAGUCUGACCCAGACGUAUACGUAGCAAGUCUUCAGUCGUUGUUGGAUCAACUGGUCAAAUACAACGAGGCACUGAUCGAUGCAUGUGGGCAAUCACCGACCACUGAGUCUCUGACCGGUCAAGUGAAAGUCUUGGAGAUUCAGAUCAGCACCAAAUUAAGACUGCACCAACAGACGAUCGAAUUAAAUAAGCCGAGAUCAGCACCCAAUCAAGAGACAUUGGCUAGGACCCCAAUAAAUCACAACAUCCGGAUUUCAGGAUCAUUUACUGACCCGCUGAAUGCUACCUCGCCUCUAGUUUAUCCAAAGGUGGCUCACGAUGGUAAUAACAGCUACGGUGCUUACAGCCCAGGAUAUCAAGGGGCCCCCAGCCAAGUACAGUAUGUGGCCCAAAGCCAAAGACAGUAUGGAGCCCCCAGCCAUGGACAGUAUUGGGCCCCCAGCCAAGGACAGCAUGGAGCCCCCAGCCAAGUACAGUAUGUGGUCCAUAGCCAAGGACAGUAUGUGGCCCCCAGCCAAGGACAGUAUGUGGCCCCCAGCCAAGUACAGUAUGUGGCCCAUAGCCAAGGACACUAUGGGGCCCCCAGCCAUGGACAGCUUGGGGCGCAUACAUCGAUCCCUGCACAUUGUAACCAGCUGUUUGACAACCAGUGGGAGUUUGUUAAUCCAGACGUCACCUACGAUUACCACAAUCUAAAUCGAGCUGGAGGCAGCCAUGGCAAAGGGGUAUUGAAAAAAACAUUUAGCACUGCCUGCAAAAAUUUCCGAAAAUUCUUUAAGUUCGUCUUUGACACGAAAAGCUAAUUAUUUUUUAAAACGUUUUUCUUAACUCAGCUUCGCGUUUGUUUGUUUGGAUGUUUGUUGUUAAAAUUGACAUCGAAAAUUAGCCCACUUCUGAUUGCUCUAGAGACCUGAAAUUUGGCAUGCAUGCUACUUUCGCCUAACAAUUUCAGAUGCAAUCAUAAAAACUAGCAAUUAGUGACCGUAAUUAGCUUAAUUUAAUUACGCCCCAAGGACCAUAAAAUUGAGGACAUGAUUUCUAAAGAUACCGACAAGACUGGAGUCCUAAUGACACAGUUACUUCGGCCCCAAACGAUGUGAGCGCGCUGGCCGUGAUCGUAUAGUUGUUAGUACUUCGCGUUGUGGCCGCGACAACCCAGGUUCGAAUCCUGGUCGCUCAAGAUUUUUAGUCCGUGUAUUUAUAAACACUUUUUUAAAAACCACGUUUUUCAUGUGUAGCAACGGACUAAAAAGGAG
This is a messenger RNA of Physella acuta, 3592 nucleotides long. Its product is annotated as GTPase IMAP family member 8-like. NCBI's taxonomy places the organism in Eukaryota, Metazoa, Mollusca, Gastropoda, Physidae. The record is from RefSeq and is a predicted model, not a curated record. Gene Ontology annotation, molecular function: GTP binding.